AUGGUUGUCUAUUCAUUCUACAUCUUCGACCGUCAUGGUAUACAACCUUUCCUUUUGAAACGUAAACAAACAGUGGUUAACGUAUCCGUCCGCGUUCUUCUAGCUGAGUGCAUCUACAAGAGGCAAUGGCUACCUCGUCCUGCAUCGAUAGCUGGUAAAUCUUCACGACCAACUUCCGAAGUUGCGACGCAGAACGGGGUGUCAUCUGUCUAUGGCCAAUCCGCGCGGACAACCGAUGAUGACGCGAAGUUGAUUUUCGGUACUGUCUUUUCACUCCGCAACAUGGUGCGCAAGUUGGGUGGUGAGGAUGAUAGUUUCGUCACCUAUCGCACCAGUCAAUAUAAGCUACACUACUACGAGACCCCUACGAACAUUAAAUUUGUUAUGCUUACGGAUCUGAAAAGUCCAAGCAUGCGAAUUGCUCUGCAACAGAUUUAUAUCAAUCUAUAUGUGGAGUAUGCGUGGUCCCUAGUCGUUAAAAACCCUCUCUCUCCUGUCGAGCAUCCGGGAGGUGUGGGUGUGAAUAACGAACUCUUUGAAGAAUCCCUAGAGCAGUUUGUGGUAUGUUUUGUUGGACUUAGAACCCCCGAGACAGAUGGAAGACUGGCGUUUACGCCGUAUAUUGUGGAGCGUCAGCAGGUGUUCUGA
Aspergillus clavatus NRRL 1 is the source of this 648-nucleotide messenger RNA. RefSeq names its product TRAPP subunit BET5. The record is from RefSeq and is a predicted model, not a curated record. Gene Ontology annotation, biological process: endoplasmic reticulum to Golgi vesicle-mediated transport. Lineage: Eukaryota; Fungi; Ascomycota; Eurotiomycetes; Eurotiales; Aspergillaceae. Bases 1 to 648 code for a protein of 215 amino acids. Gene Ontology annotation, cellular component: TRAPP complex. The transcript is spliced from 4 exons.